AUGGAUGUAGCAAAUCCAGCACCAGAAUGGAUUACUGAUCGUAUAUGGUUGGAAAUUCUUACACUCGAAUCAUUGGAACCAUUCAAAGGCUUUGCUGAAAAUUUUCAUACGUACUUGCAAGAUUAUAAAAAAAUCUUCGAUAGCACUGACCCAGAAAGAGCAACUCUACCUCAAGAAUGGGCUGAUGGUUUGGAUGAUUUUCAAAAAAUAAUCUUUCUCAAAUGUCUACGUCCAGAUAAAGUUACAAAUGCUAUGCAAGAUUUUGUAUCCAAUAAUCUUGGUCAAAAAUUUAUUGAGCCGCAAACCGCUGAUUUACAUCUUGUAUUUCGUGAUUCAUCAGCAACAACACCGUUAAUCUUUGUUUUAUCUGUCGGUACCGAUCCAGCUGCUGAUUUAUAUAAAUUUGCUGAAGAAAUGAAAUUUUCUAAACGUCUCAAUACUAUAUCACUUGGCCAAGGACAAGGUCCAAGAGCUGAAUCAUUGAUGCGAGCUGCCAUGGAAAAGGGGCAAUGGGUCUUUUUUCAAAAUUGCCAUUUAUCACCAUCAUGGAUGCCAAGUUUAGAAAGAUUAGUAGAACAAGUUGAUCCUGAUCAUGUACAUAAAGACUUCCGAUUAUGGUUGACAAGUAUGCCAAGUCCUCAAUUUCCCGUAAUGAUUUUACAAAAUGGAAGUAAAAUGACAGUCGAGCCGCCUCGUGGUAUCAAAGCUAAUUUGCUGAGAUCGUAUAUAACGCUGAGUGAUGAUUUUCUUACAUCGUGCACUGGAAAAGUUGAUGAGUUUAAACAUCUACUUUUAUCGCUUUGUCUAUUUCAUGCUGUUUUACUUGAACGCAGAAAAUUCGGUCCCCUUGGCUUCAAUAUUCCGUAUGAAUUCACCGAUGGUGAUUUACGUAUUUGUAUGAGUCAGUUAAGAAUGUUCUUAAUGGAAUAUACAGAAAUAGCUUACAAAGUACUAAAAUACACUGCAGGAGAGAUAAAUUAUGGUGGUCGUGUAACAGAUGAUUGGGAUCGUCGUUGCGUAAUGAAUGUAUUGGAUGACUUUUACGCAGCUAAAGUGCUUGAUGCAAAUUUUUGUUACGAUGACUCUCAAAUCUAUCAUCAAUUACCACCGGUAUCUGAACAUCAAGCGUAUGUUGGCUAUGUUCGUAGUUUACCAAUUAAUGAUACACCAGAAAUAUUUGGUUUACACGAAAAUGCAAAUAUUACAUUUGCACAAAACGAAACCUAUCGUACAUUAACGGAUUUACUUGACUUACAGCCAAAAACAGCAACUGCCGGUGAAAAUCGAGAUGUGGUCAUUGAAAAACUAGUAAAAGAUGUUCUUUCACGUGUACCACGCCCUUUACCAUUAGCUACGGUUAUGGAAAAAUAUCCAGUUAUGUAUGAGCAGUCAAUGAAUACUGUUUUAACACAAGAAAUCAUUCGAUACAAUCGAUUGUUAAAUAUGAUUCAUAAUUCAUUACAAGAACUACUGAAAGCAAUGAAAGGCUUAGUUGUAUUAUCUCAAGCGUUGGAAGAAAUGUCGAAAAGUUUAUUUAAUAAUGCUGUACCAGUCAUGUGGAGUAAAGUUGCUUAUCCAAGUUUAAAACCACUUGCAUCAUGGGUUCUUGAUUUGAUUCAACGUGUUGAAUUUGUACAAGCAUGGGUUGAUCAUGGCAUUCCAAAUGUUUUCUGGAUUAGUGGUUUCUUUUUCCCACAAGCCUUUUUAACUGGUACUUUACAAAAUUUUGCCAGAAAAUAUGUCAUUUCAAUCGAUACAGUCAGUUUUGGUUUUCAAGUAAUGAAACUAACGUCAAAAGAUGUUAUUCAAACACCAACAGAUGGCUGUUAUAUUCGAGGUUUAUUUGUUGAAGGGGCACGUUGGGAUCCAGCAACGCAUGUACUUGGAGAAUCUCGAGCUAAAGAAUUAUUUACAGAAAUGCCUGUUAUAUGGUUACAGCCAGAACAAAAUCGACAGACACCAACGUCAGGUAUUUAUAUGUGUCCAGUAUAUAAGACUUUGACACGUGCUGGUACAUUAUCAACAACCGGACAUUCAACAAAUUUCGUUUUUACAAUUGAAGUUCCAUCAUCCAAAUCACAAAAAUAUUGGAUAAAACGUGGUGUCGCACUUAUAUGUGCUCUUAACUACUGA
This is a messenger RNA of Rotaria socialis, 2133 nucleotides long. NCBI's taxonomy places the organism in Eukaryota, Metazoa, Rotifera, Eurotatoria, Philodinida, Philodinidae. The record is from the annotation of a GenBank genome assembly.